AUGGACUAUUACUCCCCUCUUUUCACGUCUUUAUUUGCUGCGGGUGCUGGAUUCAUAGCAGGAUGGUAUUUCCGAAGAGGAUGUCCUUCUAAACGUGCUCUUAUGAAGAUGAAUUGCCAGAUUAGCGACAAACAAAAAUUAGUUCUAGUCGUUCGAAAUGACCUCAAAAUGACUCAAGGGAAAGUUGCCGCCCAGUGUUCACACGCCACUCUUGGUUGCUAUCAAAAGGCAAUUGAACAGUGUCCAGAAGCUACUGAAGCUUGGGAAUCUACUGGGCAAGCGAAGAUUGUUCUUCGAGUCCCUGAUUAUCCUUCAUUAAUACAACUUCAAAAGGCAGCUCGCGACAUUGAUUUGCCUCACUGCCUUGUUCACGAUGCUGGGCAUACACAAGUCCCAUCUGGGACUGCUACUGUUUUAGGGAUUGGACCAGCCCAUUGUGAACUCAUUGAUAGUAUUACCGGGCAUCUUAAAUUGUAUUAA
Messenger RNA from Rodentolepis nana, 480 nucleotides. NCBI's taxonomy places the organism in Eukaryota, Metazoa, Platyhelminthes, Cestoda, Cyclophyllidea, Hymenolepididae. The record is from the annotation of a GenBank genome assembly.